Phragmites australis (common reed) is the source of this 1698-nucleotide messenger RNA. RefSeq names its product barley B recombinant-like protein D. Gene Ontology annotation, molecular function: sequence-specific DNA binding; DNA-binding transcription factor activity. Gene Ontology annotation, cellular component: nucleus. The record is from RefSeq and is a predicted model, not a curated record. Gene Ontology annotation, biological process: response to ethylene. NCBI's taxonomy places the organism in Eukaryota, Viridiplantae, Streptophyta, Magnoliopsida, Poales, Poaceae. The transcript is spliced from 3 exons. The coding region runs from base 342 to 1331 and encodes 329 amino acids.
UUCCCAACCCCUACCAGCCAAAAAAAAAAAAAAAACGGAGAGAGAGAGUGGUGGUGGUGGUGGUACUAAUAGCAGCCGUAGCAGCUAGCUCCGAGCCCUACCUCUCGUCGCCUCCACGCCCCCGCGGCUUCCUCACUAACGCUCGGCGCUGGUGCUCGCUCGCCGGAGGGGGUGGGGACUCACCUGUCCUUCUCCGAUGGAAGCCUCUAGAAGGAGGGGAAGCUGCUGAUAGUGCACGGUAACUCCCCCAUCCCUCUCUGCGACGGCUGAUUCUUCGAUUGAUAUAAUCAGCAGGUGAUCUCAUAGUUGCCCUGUUUUCCUGGCUGCAAGCAAAUGUAAUAAUGGACAACAUUGGGCAUAGAGAAAAUGGCAGGCAAAGGCCAGACCAAUAUAAAGCAGUUCAUACUCAGUGGAUGAUGCCUCAAAGGCAGCUAAAGGACCAUCAUAGUAUGAAUCUCCUGGCACUAAUGAAUGAGAAGGACAGUGCCAUCCGAGAAAGAGACCAUGCUCUCGCGGAGAAGAAAGCUGCUAUAGCUGAGCGAGAUAUGGCAUUUGCCCAGCGGGAUGCUGCAAUGGCUGAGCGGAAUGCUGCAAUCGUGGAAAGGGACAAUGCCCUUGCUGCUCUUGAGCUUGCCCGUACAAAUGGAUUUAAUAUGAAUAAUGGGAAUGGAUUUCACCAAGGACCUCUCAAUGGAACAAGGAACAUCCACCACCAUGACCAGCUUUCUCAUGUUCAAUCAUCCCCGUUGCAGCUGGCGGAUUCUCCAUAUGAUCAUGUCAGAGAAAUGCACGUAUCGGAAGCAUACCCUAUCUCAACAUCUCCAGGGGGUGCUGGAAAGGGAAAGAAACCAAGGAAGAAUAAUUCCCAAGCUUCUCCAUUGAAGAGGCCAUCAGGUGUGCUCCGGAAAACCAAGAAGGCAACCAGCGACUGGAAGAAUGGGGGGAUGUCUGGUGGAGCUGAAGAUUUAGCUCGUGCUUCUGUGACAAAGAAUCAGUGGAAGGACCAAGACCUUGGUCUGAACCAGGUCUCAUUCGACGAGUCAACCAUGCCUGCGCCCGCCUGCUCGUGCACAGGGGAGCUUCGCCAGUGCUAUAAGUGGGGGAAUGGUGGGUGGCAGUCAUCCUGCUGCACCAUGAGCAUGUCCAUGUAUCCGCUCCCAGUGAUGCCCAACAGGCGCCACGCCCGCAUGGGGGGAAGGAAGAUGAGCGGUGGUGCAUUCACAAAGCUGCUCAGCCGGCUGGCGGCCGAAGGCCAUGAUCUCUCAACACCGGUGGACCUCAAGGACCACUGGGCCAAGCAUGGCACAAACCGGUACAUCACCAUCCGGUAGCUCUGCGUCCAUUGGUGUACCUGCCAUUCAAGCUGGAAAGGGGAGAUCACGCAAAUGUUGCUUCUCCUGCAUUCCCUAAAGCCUCACUGGUGCCAUCUUUUGUAAUGCCAUUGGUUUCUAGUGGGUGGGUAGAGUUUUGUGUUCACAGUGCUUGUAGGUUCUCCCUUUUCUGAACUGGUUAUUGCGCUCGUGGUGCUGAAAUGCUGCUAGUCCACGAGACUGGAAGUUUCAUUGUGGUCCCCAAGUAUUCAUCGUGAGAUCGUUGUAUAGUUUGACAUCCUGAUUAAAGUGGUAGUGGCAGAAGGUCUACUAUAAUUAGCUUCAAGAUAAUGGCUUAUCCUUAUUCUACCUUCCCGCCAGUUUUAUC